This is a messenger RNA of Esox lucius (northern pike), 6797 nucleotides long. It is a transcript of the gene cnnm4b, whose product is annotated as metal transporter CNNM4. Gene Ontology annotation, biological process: magnesium ion transport; magnesium ion homeostasis. Gene Ontology annotation, cellular component: plasma membrane. The transcript has 8 exons. Gene Ontology annotation, molecular function: magnesium ion transmembrane transporter activity; sodium ion transmembrane transporter activity. NCBI's taxonomy places the organism in Eukaryota, Metazoa, Chordata, Actinopteri, Esociformes, Esocidae. The record is from RefSeq and is a predicted model, not a curated record. The coding region runs from base 33 to 2471 and encodes 812 amino acids.
GACGUCAGCUUCCAGUUUGCUGAGAAACAAACAUGGCGACAGACUGGAUGGGUUGGCAGGGAUAUACGCGAACUUUCAUAGUUUUUCUAUGUUGUACGGUAGGCACAGGAGCAGAGACAGGGGUCCCGGAGACCGGUAGACUCACCCGGAUUUUUGGCAUGCGGUUAGAAAGGAGCGACAAGCCUGCAAAAACCACUGACGACGGUGUGAUUGAGGUAACAGAAGAGAGCAACAUCUUCAUGAGGUUCUAUGGGCUGCAGAUUCUUCCUGACACCUCGAAGCAGAUCAGAUUUACGGAACACGAGCACAAGGAAGGUGAUCUUACCAGAAACUAUUCCCCUUUUAACAGGACAUGUGUCGACUUUAGCAAAGAUAUCGUUAUAACGGGUGGCAUGAACAUCAGCCACCUUGGAACUUCAGGGGUGUUGAGUUUAAAUAUUAAACCGCUCAGAAAGAGUGAGUCCCAGAAGGAAUAUGGACUAUGCGUCCGGGACAGCCAGGACGGCAGUUGGUACCUGUUGGGCGAAGAUGACGGGAGACUGCGUGUGGUGGAGGAAAAGAAGUUAAUACUUCCUAUGUGGUUGCAGUGCGUUCUCAUAUGCUGCCUGCUGAUACUAUCAGGCAUGUUCAGUGGGCUUAACCUGGGACUCAUGGCACUGGAUCCGAUGGAGCUCCGGAUUGUCCAGAACUGCGGUACCGAGAAGGAGAAAAGGUACGCGAGCAAAAUCGAACCCAUUCGACGGAAAGGAAACUAUCUAUUAUGCUCCUUGCUCCUGGGUAACGUGCUUGUCAACACAACUCUCACUAUCCUUUUGGACGACUUGAUAGGCUCAGGUAUGGGUGCUGUGGUGGCCUCCACUAUAGGAAUUGUCAUAUUCGGGGAGAUUGUGCCCCAGGCUCUGUGUUCUCGUCACGGCCUGGCUGUAGGAGCUAACACCAUCUUGGUGACCAAGUUCUUCAUGCUGGUCACCUUCCCCCUGUCAUGGCCCAUCAGUAAACUUCUUGACUGUGUGCUGGGCCAGGAGAUUGGCACCGUGUACAACCGAGAGAAGCUUGUUGAGAUGCUGAGAGUAACGGAACCGUACAACGACCUGGUCAAAGAGGAGCUGAACAUGAUCCAAGGCGCGCUCGAGCUCCGGACGAAAACCGUUGAAGACGUAAUGACGCCAAUCACUAACUCAUUUAUGAUUCAUAGCGACGCGGUGCUGGAUUUUAACACAAUGUCAGAGAUAAUGGAGAGCGGAUACACACGCAUUCCGGUGUUCGAGGACGAGCGGUCCAACAUCGUGGACAUCUUGUAUGUGAAAGACCUGGCUUUCGUUGACCCGGAUGACUGUACGACGCUUAAGACCAUCACCAAGUUCUACAACCACCCGGUGCAUUUCGUGUUUCAUGACACCAAGCUGGAUGCCAUGUUGGAGGAGUUCAAAAAAGGUAAGUCCCACCUGGCCAUUGUUCAGAAGGUGAAUAACGAGGGGGAGGGUGAUCCAUUCUACGAAGUGCUUGGAUUGGUCACAUUGGAAGACGUCAUUGAGGAGAUCAUCAAAUCAGAGAUCCUGGAUGAGUCUGACUUAUACACUGACAAUAGCAGAAACAGGAAGAAGGUGGCGCCCAACAAAAACAAGAGGGACUUCUCUGCCUUCAAACAGAGCGAAAGCGAAUGCAAAGUCAAAAUCUCCCCUCAGCUUCUAUUGGCCGCUCACCGCUUCCUGGCAACAGAAGUGACAUUGUUCAGCCCGCCCCAAAUCUCCGACAAGGUUCUGUUGCGGAUUCUGAGACACACGGACGUCAUUCAGGAGAUCAAGUUCAACGAUAGUGACAAACGCAGUCCUCAACACUACAUCUACCAGAAAGGGAAGCCUGUCGACUACUUCAUACUCAUCUUACAGGGUCGAGUGGAGGUGGAGGCCGGCAACGAGAACAUGAAGUUUGAGACUGGUCCCUUCUCCUUCUACGGUGUCAUGGCCCUUAGUGCUCCCACAUUAGUGGUGUCGUCUCGUCCUCGACACCUCUCUCUAAAGAGGUUCUCUCUGUUCUCCAGGUUGCCAGAGUUCCGCUCGCCGUCCCGCAUCAGUGGGUUGAACCGGACAGCAUCUCUGAGCGCUGCGGAUCGCGCCGAGUCGCUCUCGGCCAGCGGCAGCAGCAGCCAGCUCAACGCUCAGUUCUCCGCCCCCUCGCCAACGUACACUCCCGACUUUUGCGUGCGAGCUCUGACAGACCUGCAGUUCGUCAAGAUCACGCGGGCCCAGUACCAAAACGGCCUGAUGGCGUCUCGUGUGGACUCCUCGCCCCAGUCGCCUGACUGCAGCCAUCCUCACCUGGACGGUAGCGCUGCCCAGGACUGCCUUUCCUCGUCCGACAACCCGACCCCAGAGACCGCCCCACUUCUGGUGGACGAGACCACCUCACUCCUCAAUGAGCGCAACUGCCUGACACAGAACCAUCGCAACCAGGAAGACAACAGCAUAUGACACACGCAACUACGCUCAUUAUGUGUGUGUAUAUAUAUAUAUAUAUAUAUACACACGUACGCAAGGACUUUGGAGCCUGUGCAUGUGUGUGGACCAUGACCAACUUCCAAUCAUCAUUUCCAUGUACUUCUGUGCAAUGUGGCUCUGUCAAUCUGCGUUUGUAUGCGAUUGUGUGGGUCAGUGUGUGUUUGUGCACGCAGUAUGUGUGUCUGUUGGAUAUUUUAGACCGAGACCAAAACACACGUUUUGCUUUAAUAUCGUAGAACAGUGUCUAACGAGGAGAGAGGGUUGAAGGGGUUAACGAAGGAGUUUCCCUCCCCCGUAUCCUGUAUAUUAUCUCCUCAUAUUUGUCCCUGCACUCCACCAUUGGUUUUAUCAACAACACAAGUGGUUUUUAUAUUGAUCAAUAGAUUAUUUUUCUCCUUUUUAUAUCAAAAGGGCCAUCAGGGUCAGAAGCUGAGUUCAUGGUUGAAGGUACCCAUGUUUGUUAGAGAGAAUGUGUUCAGCACACUAAUGAAACGUUGAUACGUUUUGGUCUGGACUAGUUUCAUCAGGCGUGCGUGUGCGUGUGUGGGCGGGCGUUCGUGGGUGUGUGGGCGUGCCCGUCUGGGUGUUUUGUCCUUCCCCUUACGGCUGCCUCUGCUCUUGUUCUGUCGCCAGUGUAAAGCCACGUAACUCAGGAAAACUCAUGCAGACAGACAGAAUCACCGCUGACUGCUAUAGACGCAUGUGUAGCAACCCAUUUCCCUUAACCCAGUGUUAACCAUACAGCUUAAGUCAAAGACCAAUCACAGCCAAGCAUGUCAAAGACAAAACAAAGUCAUGUUACAAAUAUGUAGUGCUAUACUGAAUGAGAAUAAUGCUAUUUAUUAAUUCAAUGUAUGCUAAGAGAUUUUUUUUUUGUAUCUGUGGAUAUUAAUUCUAACGUGUAGAUUAUUCACCAUUAUGACUUGCCCUUGGAGGUUUGUGGUGAUGUCCACAACCGAAGACAACCAGUCGUUUAGAAAGAGGCCUUUUUUCCCCACAGGUGACAACUGAUUCAUUGUUGAUGGAUUGUGUUUAAGACAAUCAAUAUGAUUAUAAACGUGGGAGAUGUGCAGGGUACGUUAUUGUAAAAAUGUGGAUAAAGACUUCCUACUUUUUAUGAGAAGAGGUGGAUUAGGUUUUUGGGCCCUUAAAAGCUUUAGGGUUUGUCUUUGCCUGUUUGGUAAAUGACGAUCACAUUUGGAACGGUUACCAAAAUCCAGUACUGACAGUAAAAGACAUUGAUAUCAAUAAAUGACUGUAUUUAUUUUCUGUAUGAUUGAAGUUGUAUAGGCCUAUGUUUUGAGUGUAUUUCUUUGCUCAUUGAUGUAAAUACUUUUGCCUGUGUUUUAUAAUAUAGCAUUUUCAUUGAAAAUACAGUCUUUUAUUAAGAUAUUUCUUCUAAACGGAGCAGCUGAAUGUGGUGGUAUUCAAAUAAAUGUUGGUAGCCUACUCUAGUCCCUUGCCCAUCGCCUGAAGAUGUACAUGUUUGACAUUUAAAAAUGAUUUCCAGACCUGUCAAAGAAAUUUGCCUAGGGAUUUAUCGAUUGAGUAACAAGGUGACAUAUAAUUUUACCAGAUCGGUAGUAUUGACCCCAAUAAUCACAUAUGUCUAUGUAUUUCCUAGUCAAAUGUUUUGUAGAUCAAAAAUAGAUAAACAUUUUGAUAGAUCAUUUGUCUGAAGUAAUGUUGUUGCGCUGGGCCAGUAGGCCUACCCACACUUCCUUUACAUUAACAUGUUUAAAUUAACAGAACCAAAACUGGACUGGUUUUCCUGACGGGAAAUUAUCAAGCACUUUGUCUACAACGUAUUUUUUUUCGUUUUUAAUUGGGAUAUGGAGUAACGAUGAAUCCAGAGGAUGUUGAUGAAUUGAAUCAUUUCCCUUUUUUUUUUUUUUUUAUAAAUGGGUUUGUUUUGGAGUUAAUACGGUAUGUUGAACUAUUUCACUUGUUUAAAGGAAGGUUGAGGCCUGAAUGUCUACAGAUAUGUUGGGAACUGUACAAACAACACAAAGAUCCAUAGAAGUGUCCCCAUACAAUCUCUAACACUUUCAGGAGAAUGGUGGGGAAUCUUAAUGUGGCCUAGGGGACAAUCAGCAAAUUAUUAAUUUGAAUUUAGUAUAUGGUACAACAAUGAUCAGUAUUUAAUGAAAUACGAGGAUGGCUGGUGACUCACCCAACUGGGUUCUAUGACACCGGAUUAUAAUAAUUAGCUUACUGAUCAGCUCAAUCAGGUUAGUGACGAUCGGAGUUUGAGCAGAAACCAACAGAACCCUUCCCCAACUGAGUAAUCAUUGUGUUGAAUCUAUUUGAUCCCUGCAAGGCAGAAAGUUUUUAAACCAAAUGACUCCACAUUCCAAUGCACACAAAUCCUGUUAAGUGGCAUUGGUGCUGUCUAUUUAAAGGGUAAAUCUGUGAUUGUUGUUUUAUGAACUGCUGAUUGCCAUUACAGUGAAUAUAUUGUGGGAUGUAUCACAGAACACUAUGCCUUCAUUCCUUGUCAAUAGGUAUUCUAAGAACUCUGAGUUCUGUCCAUUCUUUGCUAUACCAUCUGCAAUGACCCACCUACAGUUCUGGGGGGCCCAACCUAUGUAUUAAGUGCAGCUAGGCAUUAUUACUUCCAGUAUACAUUUUAGCAUGACAUGUACAGUAACAUUCAUGCUUAAUACCUUGGAGGACACUGUCUAUUACACUAGUUUUGAUAUAAAAACUGAUGUUGGACUGUUGAAAACAAAAGCACUUUAGAAUUGAAGUAUUCCUGGUCGGUUCACCAAGUUGCCAAAGUUGCCACUUUCAUAAUUUCCUUUGUCUGGUCUGGUAUCAACUGUGACUUCUAUCUAUUCAGUGAACCAUUUAUUCAAUAUCUUAGAUAACAGAUACAUGGGGUGAGUUCUAUUUCCUACUUAUCCCCUUUUCACCUAUGUAUUCCAGGAAAUUUGUUGAUCAGUUGUGAAAUUGGCACCCCCCCCCUCCCACACACACACACACACACACACACACGUCAUCAAAAUCACUAACUUUCAAACUUGGCAUUUCAUGGCUUAAUGAAAUAGUAUAGUAAUUCUACUUAUGCAGACAUAACACAGGAAGUUGCUUGUAAUAGUCCUAGACUGCCUCUGGACUCUUUCUAGUCAAACUGGACCUUGGCUGAAUGUUUGCCUCACUUGAGCAUGUUUUUAAGUCAUGGUGAAAUUGGGCAGUUAAGCUUUAUAUGGCAAUAUUAAACACUGGCUGUGGAUCCAUAUGGUCUCUGACCUUUAGAGAAUAAGCAUAUACUAUGUUAAAGACCCAGAAACCUCUGUGCCUGUACUGAUCACAGUUUGCACAUUGAUUCAGUCUUUGUGCUUUGUGUGGAGUGGGCUAGUUGGAACAUUUUGAUCUUCAUCCACAGAAAUCUCUUCAUAUUUCCCACACAUUGCGCUGACUUGAUUGACCAGAUAAUGUAGCCUACUUCCAGACCAAAAUCCUGUGGCCAUUUCAACAAUAAUUUCACAUAACUUACAUGUCCAAAGAUUCAAAGUAAGUGUUUCUUAAAUCAAGCAAGGAUGUGACAUAGCAUUAAGUAGUCUGUGCAGUAGAGUUAAUUUUAUGUUUGCUUAAUUUAGCAUACAUGCAGAAUAAACAAGCUCAAGUUAAAACACUUCUAGAACUUUUAGCAAAAAGGUGACUUGUGGCCUGAUGUAAGACCCAUAAGGACUUGUCAGAUUAAGGAAUUUACGGUUUUAGGUGAAACUUUUCCAAUUACAAAAAACACUUCUCAAAUGAUUUCUUUAUUCUACAAGUUGUAACUUUCCCAAGACAAUUUCUCAAUUUAUUAUCGUCCUCUUUUCAGUGACUCUUUACACUACUGCCUUUGCAAUAUCUCCAGUAGUAUUAUUUUCAGAAUUACACAAGCUUUUUCAUUGCAGCCAUAAAUAAUGCUCUCCUUCCACCUGUUGUGUCUGGUAAAAUACUUUGUUUUCCUCACUCAUUAUUAUCACUCUAUUAUUAUUAUUAUUAUUAUUAUUAUUAUUAUUAAUGACUUUACUUUGUUUGGGAGAAUAGCCCAUGGUGUAACCUAUUUUUAAAUUGGGUGAACAUGUUGUCUAGUUCCAGAAAUGUUGGUGUCAUCAUGUCAAUUUCUUGUCAGGUCAGACAAAAUCUGGGGCCAGGUUACAAAAAAUGUACAAGUUGUCUAUUCCCGCUGGCUGCUUUUACCUUAAAUAAUAAUGAUAUGUACAUACUGCUUUAUAAGUACUGUCUUAACAUGUUUUGAAAAUGAAGAAAGUUACUCUAUUAAUAAACCUGAGAUAUAUUUGUUUA